Messenger RNA from Exophiala oligosperma, 630 nucleotides. RefSeq lists its product as uncharacterized. The coding region runs from base 31 to 630 and encodes 199 amino acids. The transcript is spliced from 2 exons. Lineage: Eukaryota; Fungi; Ascomycota; Eurotiomycetes; Chaetothyriales; Herpotrichiellaceae. Gene Ontology annotation, cellular component: membrane. The record is from RefSeq and is a predicted model, not a curated record.
AUCUAUCGUGUGACCUCUUCGAGUCAAGAAAUGACCACCACUUCAACAACCAAAACCGCAAUGUCCGGCGCCAGCACCACCCCACCACCACAAUCUUCCUGGCCAUACUUUUCUUCACGCUCUUUCGCCUUGCACGCCAUUCCCGUCUCCUACGCCCUGGCGUACCCACCACACAUUUACGUCCUGGGCAAGCUCAUGUCUACGUCGACGUCUUCGACCGCUCACGCAUUCACCAACAUGGUCCCGAGGGUGAACCUGGAACGCCUGGGACCCUCCCUACCCAAAGCCACCACGGACAUGCUCUGGCGCGCGAGGGGUUGCCAUUUGAACGCCCUGGAAGGGUUUCCUCUGUUCGCGGCUGCGAUGAUCGCGGGUACAUGCACCUCCCUCCCCACGAGGGAUCUCAACAUCUGUGCGGCAGAGUACUUGACCGCCCGGGUCGUGUACAGUGUCUUGUACAUGACCGUCCGGAGUGAGGCGGCGAGUUAUCUCAGGUCCGCGGUCUACUUUUACAGCGUGGGCAUACCCUUUUACGUCCUCUGGAAGGCCGGUUGGAAGGUCGCGGCGGGGGCCACCCAGGACACAAACAACAGCCAAGAUGGUAUCAAGGGGGAGACGAAGAAGUUUUAA